Messenger RNA from Papaver somniferum (opium poppy), 4265 nucleotides. RefSeq names its product protein MEI2-like 4. Bases 619 to 3600 code for a protein of 993 amino acids. The transcript is spliced from 15 exons. Gene Ontology annotation, molecular function: RNA binding. The record is from RefSeq and is a predicted model, not a curated record. NCBI's taxonomy places the organism in Eukaryota, Viridiplantae, Streptophyta, Magnoliopsida, Ranunculales, Papaveraceae.
UCUCCUCCUCUUCGGCUCUGUGUGUGUAUUCUGAUUUUUAUCUUUUUUUUUAACCGGGAACUGCUCAAAUUCCAUUUGCCGGAAAACACCAGAGAAUUCCGGUAACUGGGAUCUGAGCAGAAUUUCUGAGAGAGAGAGAGAGAUUUUGAAUUUUUUUUUUGGGAUUUUAAUUUUUAGGAAUUUCUCUCUCCAGAAGAAUUGUGGGUAAGUAAGUGGUGGUGGUGGAGGGUGGUGGUGGUAACUUGCAAUGCAGGGAAAAACAGAAAGAGGAAGAGGAGAAGAAUCAAAGCUUUGGAAGUUUUAACACGGCACAUAUUCCAAGAUCUCUUCCUCUUCUUAAAGCCUUCUUUUCUAUUCUCUCUCUCUCUAUACAAUUCUAGUAGUAUUAUAUAUCUUCAUCUUCUCUCUUUCAAGGACGGCAAUAACAAGAGAGAGGGAAGAAGAAGAAGAGAAAUAAUUCACUCGGUGCUGCUACUGUUUUGUGUUGGAGAGAUAAUUGUGAUUUUGAUACUUGAUCAUUGGAAUUGAAGAAGAAGAGAAGAAAUGGAGUUUUGAAUUGUACUAGUAUAUUUUUUGUUUCAUACCCCUCCUCCCUUAGGGCGUUUUUGAAAUUGAAGCAUGCCAUCAGAAAUUAAAAUAAUGGAUCAAGCUAAUUUAUCUCAGUCAUCAUACUUUUACGACGAUAUCCUCUUCCCCGCUGAGAGGCAAGUUGGAUUCUGGAAGCCUGAAACCAUGUCUAGUCACCACCAAGUAGUAGCAAAGGAGGUAAUAUCACGAAUACCAGGAAGUAAGUCACUAUCUUCAUCUCCAAUGGAGAAAUUCAUACCAGUGGGAGCGCCAUCAGAAGAGUCUUUGGAAUUUUCUCAGCCAUUUCUUGUCAGGAACCAAAAUACUAGGUUCAGUGUAGAGAGGCAUGUGGUGGGAGCAGAUAGAACGAGUAGUAAUGUGCCAGUGACUACUUCUUGGAGAGAGAACAAUAUGGGGAUGAGGUCAAACAUGAUUGUGCAGCCAGCGUCGUAUGCUGUACACGGUGCCAAGGUUGGCAUGGGGGUUCAGUAUGAGAGUGGCCUGUUCUCUAGUUCAUUGUCAGAAAUAUUUAGCAAAAAAUUGAGAUUACCGUCUAAUGGUGCUCCGUUUGGGCAAUCUGUUGAUAACGUGACGUCUAACUACGAGGAGGAGGAACCUUUUCAGUCACUUCAAGAACUUGAGGCUCAGACUAUUGGAAACCUACUUCCAGAUGACGAUGACCUGCUCUCUGGAAUGAUUGAUGAACUUGAUUAUAUCACCAAGCCUAGUAGUAAUGACGAAUUGGAAGAAUUCGAUCUGUUUAGCAGUGGUGGAGGAAUGGAACUUGAGGGGGAUGAUCAAAGAAGUGCAGAAUUUGCGGAACAAGGACUGAAUGCAGCAACUGCUGGGGAGCACCCAUUUGGUGAACAUCCUUCUAGAACACUUUUUGUGAGAAAUAUCAAUAGCAAUAUUGAAGAUUCUGAGCUGAAGGUUCUUUUUGAGCAAUAUGGAGAUAUCCGUACUUUGUAUACUGCUUGUAAGCACCGUGGCUUUGUUAUGAUCUCUUACUAUGAUAUACGGGCUGCACGCAAUGCAAUGAGAGCACUUCAAAACAAACCUUUGAGACGCAGGAAGCUUGACAUACACUUUUCAAUUCCAAAGGAUAAUCCUUCAGAAAAGGAUAUCAACCAGGGGACUCUCGUGGUGUUCAAUCUUGACUUUUCUGUUUCAAAUGAUGAUCUUCGCCAGAUUUUUGGUGUUUAUGGAGAAAUUAAGGAGAUUCGUGAAACUCCUCACAAGCGUCAUCAUAAAUUCAUAGAAUUUUAUGAUGUCAGAGCGGCAGAUGCUGCUCUUCGAGCGUUGAACAGGAGUGACAUUGCAGGAAAACGUAUCAAACUUGAACCAAGUCGCCCCGGAGGUGCAAGACGGUGUGUAAUGCAACAGCUAUCUCCAGAGCUCGAAGACGAGAUAAAUGGGGGUCUGCGACAGGGAAGCCCUCCUGAUAGCUCACCAACAGGAUGCUUUGAUUCAUCAGGUCUAGUCACGUCUAAUGGUAUGGACAAUGGAGCGUCCCAGGGCCUGAACUCUAUCCGAGCGCCUAUAAGCCAAUUUGUUGAAAAUGGAUUUCAUCAUGGAAUGUCUUCUAGUGUACCUCAGAGCUUACACUCUCCAGUGCGGGUUGCCUCUAUGGGCAGUCAAUCUGGCCUUCGCGAGCCUAGUCCUUCACUUGGACAAAUGGAGUUUGGAUUUCGAGGCAUUACAGGUUUUCAUCCCCAUUCACUGCCCGAGUAUCAUGAUAGUUUAUCCAGUGGUGGUCCUUACAACUCUUCAACAACUCUGGCGGCCAUGGCAGCAAAUCUUGGGUCCAUAACAUCAGAAGAACUAGAUAACAGGCACAUGCGCAGAGUUGGCUCCAGUUCACCCUCAAUGGAUCUUAAUGAAGGCAUUUUUGGUUCGGCUGGAAAUGGAAGUCGCUCUCUUCAUAAUCAUCAUUAUAUGUGGAGCAACUCUAACUCAAACUCGUUCAAUCCUCAUUCUCCAAACCUAAUGAUGUGGCCUAAUUCACCAUCAUUUGUAAAUGGUGUUCAUGCUCAUCCACCACAGCAAAUGCAUGGACUUCCCAGGCCACCAUCUCAUAUGCUGAAUUCAGUACUUCCAUCCAUACACCAUCACCAUGUGGGAUCGGCACCGACCAUGAAUCAUUCUGUCUGGGACAGGCGUCAUGCCUAUGCAGGAGAGUCCCCUGAGACUUCUGGUUUCCACCCUGGUUCGCUUGGGAAUAUGGGAUUUCAUCCUAUGGAACUUGCUUCUCAUAAUAUAUUUCCUCGCGUUGGUGGCAACCGUAUGGAUCCAACAGUUGCACCUACGAACGUUGGAUUGCACUCUUCCCCACAGCAAAGGUGUCACAUGUUCCCCAACAGAAAUUCAAUGAUCCACUUGGCGAACUCGUUUGAUUCUUCCAAUGAGCGGGUCAGAAUCCGUAGAAAUGAAGCCAGUUCAAAUCAGGGUGAUAACAAGAAGCAGUAUGAACUCGAUAUUGACCGCAUAAUGCAUGGGGAAGAUACACGGACUACUCUUAUGAUUAAGAACAUCCCUAACAAGUACACCUCAAAGAUGCUUUUGGCAGCAAUAGAUGAACGCCAUCGCGGAACAUAUGAUUUCAUCUAUUUGCCUAUCGACUUCAAGAAUAAAUGCAACGUGGGUUAUGCAUUCAUCAACAUGAUUGACCCUGUCCAAAUUGUUCCAUUCUACCAGGCAUUCAAUGGUAAGAAAUGGGAGAAGUUCAACAGUGAAAAAGUCGCAUCGCUCGCCUAUGCUCGUAUUCAAGGGAAAUCUGCUCUUAUAGCCCAUUUCCAGAAUUCAAGCUUGAUGAAUGAGGAUAAGCGUUGCCGCCCUAUUCUCUUUCAUUCAGAUGGUCCUAAUGCCGGUGAUCAGGAGCCCUUCCCAAUGGGGGUCAAUAUUCGAUCAAGACCUGGGAAACACCGGACAAACCACAAUGAGGACAACCAUCAAGGAAGCCCAUCGACUUCUGCAGAUGGGGAAGAAUCAAACAGGACUGACUCUUCAUCGGGUUCUACAAAGGACUUAGAGUGAGCAACCGUGCUAUUUCUGGGGGGCACUAACCUUAUAGCUAAACCCAAGUAAUGUUAAUCAUCUCUCUGCUCCAAUGUCUAGUAACUAAAUAUCAGGGGCGGUUUGACGGAUUAGUUUUGAGGUGCUUUGAGAAUCCUCCUCUCUUUUCCCAUUUUUGUUACUUACCUUCAAUUUUCUGAAAAAAAUUUUGGAAGCUGGAAUGCCUUUUCCUAAGGGACUUCCAUUUAUGUGAAUUAUUUAAAAAAAAAUGUAAUAUCGAGGUUGACAAGAGGCUAGAGAUUGUGUUGCAGCGCUGCAACAAUGAAGAGAAGCUUCAAGAUUUUGGUCUUUCUGUUUAGUUUCACAGUUGUCAUGGAGGCUGCUCUGGUUAGGUCUCCGUUAUAUAUUUUUCUUUAACAUUUAAUUUUUUCCUCUUAUGUUUAUGUUUAGAUGGGAGGGGUCUUAGGAACCCAUUUUGGGUUCUGAUUUUGGGUGGUAUAAUUGAUGAGAUACAUUUGAGAGAGAGAGAGAGAGGGUGAUAGAAUCUCUUGUUGUGCAAAAACUUUUUUUUUGUUGUUUUAUGUUUGUUGUUGGGUCUUAGCCUCUUAGGGUCUGUUGUGCUGUACAACUGAUGUAUUAAAUCAGAAGUUAUAGAUAUAUAUGUAAACCUUUGUUUCAGUAUGUUA